GCUUCACCCGCCAAGGAGAGCGUGGCGGCCGCCAAGGGGGUGCCCUUCUGCCCCAACGUGCUGCAGGCAGAAGCUCUGCUGGAGUCGGCCAGCAUGCUGUACGUCGUCUACCCUUACGUGCAGUACUGUUUGCAUGACAUCGUGACUUUCAGCCCGGCCAAGCUCACCAACAGCCACGCCAAAAUCCUCUUCCUCCUCUUCCACGUGCUGCAGGCCAUGAAGGCUUGUCACCAGGUGGGUCUGGCUUGCGGCGCCUUUUCCCUUCGGGAUGUGGCUGUGGAAGAGAAGCUGUGCAGCCGGCUCCGUGUCAACUUCAGAGAGUAUGAGGGACCGAAGAAGGAGGAAGCAAAUCUGGAGGCUGGUCUGGAGCGACCGACCGAGCAAAGGUGCGCUGGUGUGCGAGGGCAGGAGGCGAGGUGCACCGCCUGCCAGAAGGACCUCCGAGACCUGGUGUUACAGUGGGUACACGGGCAGGUCAGCAACUUUGACUACCUUAUGCGUCUAAACAGUUUGGCUGGGAGGAGAAUGGGAGACCCCAAUUAUCACCCGGUUCUUCCGUGGGUGGUGGACUUCACUACCAAAAACGGCAAGUUCAGGGACCUAAGGAAAUCCAAGUUCCGACUCAACAAGGGAGACAAGCAGCUGGACUUCACCUAUGAGAUGACCAAGCAGGCGUUUGUUGCUGGUGGGUCAAGUGGGGAGCAGCUCCAUGUCCCCCAUCACAUCUCCGAUGUCCUUUCGGAUAUCACCUACUAUGUGUACACGGCUCGGAGGACACCCAAGGCAGUGCUGUGCUGCCACGUGAGGUCCCAGUGGGAGCCCAAUGAGUAUCCAGCCAGCAUGGAGCGCAUGCAGAGCUGGACCCCCGAUGAGUGCAUCCCAGACUCCUAUGAGGAGUUCAUCGAAGUCCACCGCAUGCUGCUUGAGAGCCGGGAAGUUUCUCAGGACCUGCACCACUGGAUUGAUCUCACUUUUGGGUACAAGCUGCUGGGGAAGGAUGCCGUCAAGGAGAAGAACGUCUGCCUCCAUCUAGUAGACAACCACACGCAUCUGACGACUUACGGGGUUGUGCAGCUCUUUGACCAGCCACAUCCCAGGCGCAUGGUGGGACCUGCCUACACACCUGCUGAAGCUCCAGCCAUUGCCCGGCCUCUUCUCCAGAACAUCAGGGAGACUGUGUUUUUGGAGGAUAUACAAGGCCAGGUGACGGAUGUGGUUAAUGGGCUGGUCCUGGAGGCUACUCCUAGUGAAACCACCUGGUCUGGGGAGAAACCCAUCGCUGGUGAGGAUGAUUUAGAGCAAGGCACAGAAGCCCUGGAUUCGAUUUCUGCUACUAGCAGAGCUGCUGAUCAGCCCUGUGCCACUGUGCCUUCAGCACAGCCCUCCACCCUUCCUGCUUAUGCCACCGAAGGCAAAACCUCAGGUGUCCGACCUCUCCGUCGGAGCAAGGCAGGCGCUGUGGAUCAGGUUGACAUGAAGAUCACGCUUCCUGAAGGCUUCAAUCCGCUCCAGGCCCUGGAAGAACUGGAGAAAUUGGACAAUUUCUUGGUUAAAGGCUUAAGCAGUGAGAUGCAUCUAAUGGAGCAGCCAUGGGAAGAGCCACCCCUGGGUCUCUCGGACCUCUUCCAAAGGGACAUGCAAGCCUUGGGCAUUCUGGUAGCUGAGAUUAUAUUUGCACCAAGGAUUCGUCCUUCGAAGCCUGACGCAUCCCUGUUGGAGCGGUUCCUGAUGGUGCGUAAUCUGUGUCGCUACCAUCCCAAGGAGAUCCCGGCCCCGCUCCAGCACGUGCUGCACGUCCUGCUGCAGCUGAACGUGCCGGUGGAGAAGCUUCUGAAGACCAGGCUGGGCAAGGGCGCGGUGCAGUUGUUUGAAUACAAACCCGUCUCCCAGGGCCUCCCCCCACCCUGUCCCACGCAGCUCCUCAGUCCCUUCAGCUCUAUUGUCCCCUUCCCCACAUACUUCCCAGCCCUGCACAAAUUCAUUUUCACCUAUCAGGCAAAGAAGAUAGAGGAUGAAGGUCAGGGCCGGGAACUUGUUUUCCAGCUGUGGCAGCAGCUGGAGGGGAUCCUUUCUGAAAUCACUCCUGAAGGCUUGGAGAUUCUUCUGCCCUUCAUAUUAUCUCUGAUGUCCGAGGAGAAUACCGCUGUCUAUGCAGCGUGGUAUCUCUUUGAACCUAUAGCCAAAUCCCUCGGUCCGAAGAAUGCCAAUAAAUACUUGCUCAAGCCAUUGAUCGGAGCAUAUGAGACCCCCUGCUACCGCCACGGCAGGUUCUACCUCUACACGGACUGCUUUGUCGCCCAGUUGAUAGUGCGCCUGGGGCUGCAGUCCUUCCUCCUGAACCUGCUGCCGCACAUCCUGCAGAUUCUUGUUGGCAUCGAGAGCUCGCGGGAGAAGAGCAAAUCCCUCCUCGGCACGGCUGAAGAUGAUGAAAGCGGAGGGGAAAGCCCGGUGUCAUGCGUGUUUGGGGAGGAGAUCAAAAUGGACGUGGAGCACAGCUCCACUGCACUCGACCUCCUCGACUACACCUCUGGCGUCAGCUUCCACGACCAAGCCUACCUGCCCGAGAGCGAGGACUUCCAGAGCGGCCUCUAUGUCGGGGAGUCCCUGCAGCCUCAGGAGCAGGAAUCGCUCAGCCUUGGGCGGCUGAGCGACAAGAGCAGUGCCAGCGAGGUGUCCCUGGGAGAGGACAGACCUGCGGAUGGGGAUUCCCAGAAGGACAAGAGCAGCUUGAAGUCGAUGGACAGCAGUCAGGACCUGAAACAGAGCGAGGACUCAGAGGAGGAGGAAGAGGAGCGUGAUGAAGAGGAGCACGAUGAUGCUGCCAUUGAUGCAGAGCUGACGGUGGCUGUGGAUGCUGGUGCCUCCGUGGAUGUCACCCUGGCUGAUGACAGCAGCGAGCCAGAGGAUGGAGAGGGAGAGGAGCUGCCGGAUCACUCCGAUGACAAAGAGCAGACAAUACUCCUGGACACAGCCUGUAAGAUGGUGAGGUGGCUCUCAGCCAAGCUGGGCCCUACCGUCACGUCCCGCUUCAUCGCCAGGAACCUGCUCCGUCUGCUCACGUCCUGCUACGUUGGCCCCACCAGGCAGCAGUUUGUACCAAGCAACGAUGAGAACAGUCCCCUGAGUACAGGAAAUAUCUACCAAAACCGGCCAGUGCUGGGAGAUCAGGUGUCCAAGCCAGUGCUGGCCUGUCUUGUGCAUGUGGCGUACCUGUACGGAGAGCCUGUCCUCACCUACCAGUACCUGCCCUACAUCAGCUACCUGGUUGCGCCCAGCGGCGGGUCGGGUGGUGGCCGGCUGAACAGUCGGAAGGAGGCAGGGCUCCUGGCUGCUGUGAUGCUGACUCAGAAGAUCGUGGUAUGUCUCUCGGACACCACGCUCAUGGACAUUCUCCCCAAGAUCAGCCAGGAGGUGCUGCUCCCGGUGCUGGGCUUCCUCACUUCGCCGGCCGUCGGUUUCCCCAGUGGUGCCCAGGCCCGUAUUGUCCUGUGCGUUAAGACAAUCAGCCUAAUUGCCUUGAUCUGCCUGCGGAUCGGGCAGGAGAUGGUGCAGCAGCAUUUGAGUGACACAGUGAGAAACUUCUUUGGGGCAUUCUCACUGCUGCAGGAGCUGCAAGACCAGGGGUUGACGGCAGAGUCACUGAGCAGCUGUGAGGUGCCGGUGAUGGAGGUGCCUCUCUGGGAUGGGAGGCUGCUGGCCCUGGAUCCGGCCAUGCUGAUGGAGUUACAGAAGGUGUUUAACCCUGAGAUGGCCUACAUCACCUACAUCCCCUUCUCUUGCUUGCUAGGUGACGUUAUCCGGACGGUUGUGCCCAACCACUCGCUGGUUGAGAAGCUGGCCGGCAUCUACCUGGAGAACGUGAACCCAAAGAGCCUGCAGGUGGUUAGCCUGGAGCAAACACCGAGUGCCGUGGGCCCGGACCAAGAUACGCGAGGGACCGAGUCCUUCUCUAGCCACCAGGAGGACAGUCACUCUGGUACUUUUGGGAGCGUGCUGGUAGGGAACCGCAUCCAGGUGCCUGUGGACACACAGCGCGAGGGUCUUGGCUUACUUUGCCUCAGUGCUGGCACUGAUGGCUUUAUUCCCAGCUCAUCCAGUGAGGAGAAUGCCCUGAAGCAUGACCUUCCUCGCAGCACCCACAUGCUCUGUGGGAACUGGCUGGCCUACUGGCAGUAUGAGAUUGGGGUGAGCCAACACGACCCCCGCUUCCACUUCCACCAGAUCAAGCUGCAGAGUUUCUCAGGGCAUUCAGGGGCCAUCAAGUGCGUGGCACCGCUCAGCAGCGAGGACUUCUUUCUUAGUGGCAGCAAGGACAAAACUGUCCGCCUUUGGCCCUUGUACAACUAUGGGGAUGGCACCAGUGAGGUGCCGCCGCGCUUCACGUACGCCGAGCACAAGAAGUCAGUUUUCUACGUGAGCCAGCUGGAGGCAUCUCAGCACGUGGUGAGCUGUGAUGGGACCGUACACAUCUGGGACCAGUUCACAGGCAAACUUCUCCGGACUUUUGAUGAAUUAGACAGCAAAGUCCCCAUCACAGCUGUGACCACCAUGCCGCCUCCCUAUCACAGCAUCUCUGUGGCCAGCGCAGACUCUGUGCUGCGGUUCAUCGACCACAGGAAGCCAGGACUACAGCACGAGUUUCGCCUGGCCAGUGGGGUGAGCGCUGGGCUCAUCCGCUGCUUGGCUGUCAGUCCUAAUGGGCGCAGCGUUAUGGCUGGCUUCUCCUCUGGUUUCAUUGUGCUGCUGGACACCAGGACAGGACUCAUCAUGCGGGGGUGGCCUGCCCAUGAGGGAGACAUCCUGCAGAUCAAGGCUACAGAGGGCAAUGUGCUAAUCAGCUCCUCUUCGGAUCAUUCCCUGACUGUCUGGAAGGAACUGGAGCAGAAACCUUUGCACCACUACAAAUCUGCAUCUGAACCCAUCCACGCAUUUGACCUCUACGGCAACGAAGUGGUCACUGGCACUGUGGCCAACAAGAUUGGCGUCUACUCCAUGCUGGAGUCCUCAGCCCUGCCCAUCAGCACGACCAAGCUGAGCUCGGAGAAUUUUCGGGGUACGCUGACCAGCCUGGCGGUGCUGCCCAUGAAAUGCCAUCUCCUGCUGGGCUCGGACAACGGCGUCAUACGCCUCCUGGCGUAGUGACCCCCGGCCCAGGAGCUUGUGGCUGUCCCGCAGUGCUGGUGGUAGAGCUGAAAGCCAGCAGCGUCGCUUACGGAGGAGGCAGUUAGAUGUUUCUGAACAGAGGAUGCAGGGGGGAGGUGUACUUGUUAGUGAGCACUCGGUAAAUCAUCUCUAACCUCUUUCUGUAUCUUUAAAAAGAAAAAAGCCAUAACUGAGAAACCUCUGCUGCUGCUGGGAGAAAUACUGGGCAUUGUAGGUCACUGUCACCCCUGCAGAGAGGCCUGGAGCUUUCCGUACCAUGUGUGCCUGAUCCCCAGGGGACUGUGAGCUGCCCUCCAGAGUGAUAUGGACCACAGGUAUCCUCUCUCCUUCAGUUAAGGGGUAAGAGGUGCUCCUUGAGAAGAACACAACGGUAUAGCUACUGCCAUCUGCACUUGCCCUUCACUUACACUCCUGAACCACUGAACAGUCUUACUAGGAUAGCAUAAGCUGGGCCUGGGAACUGCCGCCUUCGGAGCUGCAUGGUGCUGGGCAUCUCCUCCUCCUGUGGUCUUUCAAAGCCCAGAGGAUGUACUCUAUUAACUUUAGGUUCUGCCGGCUGAGUUAGAGCCUGUAUGGGAGGAGGAGAGGUUAACUAGAGCACUUCUGCUGCCUUACUGGCUCCAGGGCAAAGGCUGGAAUGGAAGUCAGCCAAGGUACAAACCCCAUCUGCUCUGCCAGUUCAUUUAGGAAUGGACUGCUGCAGAGGGACAGUUUGGGAUGGGAACGUGACCCUCUAGGGAGGCCAGAGCUAGAUGCUUCCAUAGGGAUUUUGGCUUCUGGAGCAGUAGGAUAGGGAUGGACUGUUGUUGGUUCCUGCCCCAGCAGCACUGCAUCCUGUGAUUAGGGGGUGAGAAAUGCCCUGUGUGCCACGCACUGGCAGCGUUUCUCAGGAAAUCAUCCUUCUAAUCCUCUCCUUUGUGCUGGUCAGACUCCUGGGGAAGACAGGACAGCAAAAAGGUGCUCGGUUUUAUCCCCUCCUGCCCUUGUAGGGUGAGAGCCAGGAGGCAUGAUCCAGCAUGGUCUCCUUCUGACCUUCCCUUUGGGACAGCACCGCCUGUUCCCACACCAAAGGUGAGGAGAGUGCUGUUUGACCCAGCAGUAGGAGCAGUUGCCUCACUGCCAUUGCAGCCCUUUUCCCAUCCAUCCUUCAGCCUCGUCAGAGCCAGUAUCGGGGGAGUGGGAAGCUCUUAUCUUGGGCAGAGGAGGAGCCUGCUGUGGGUUGUCCUGCGAGGGGAAAGGGCUUUCAUCCAGCUGCCGGUUCAAUCUGAGCCACCUGCAGUUGGGAAGGCUGUCCUCCGCUUCCAGGGAGGGCCGGGAGGUGAGCAGUUGGCCCUUGCUAUCCUUCCCUACUCAAGGAGAGCUCUCAGUCCCGUGUUGCCUAUUAACCAUUUGCAAUAGAUGUAAAUAUUUACUUCUAAUAAACUCUUUGAAAGAGACGCAGAG
This is a messenger RNA of Pygoscelis adeliae (Adelie penguin), 6606 nucleotides long. RefSeq names its product WD repeat domain 81 (gene WDR81). Gene Ontology annotation, biological process: aggrephagy. Gene Ontology annotation, cellular component: mitochondrion. Gene Ontology annotation, molecular function: protein binding; phosphatidylinositol 3-kinase regulator activity. The record is from RefSeq and is a predicted model, not a curated record. The transcript has 11 exons. Lineage: Eukaryota; Metazoa; Chordata; Aves; Sphenisciformes; Spheniscidae. The annotation marks the transcript as partial.